This is a messenger RNA of Mesocricetus auratus (golden hamster), 3278 nucleotides long. It is a transcript of the gene Znf326, whose product is annotated as zinc finger protein 326. The record is from RefSeq and is a predicted model, not a curated record. The transcript is spliced from 12 exons. NCBI's taxonomy places the organism in Eukaryota, Metazoa, Chordata, Mammalia, Rodentia, Cricetidae. Bases 16 to 2460 code for a protein of 814 amino acids. Gene Ontology annotation, molecular function: DNA binding. Gene Ontology annotation, cellular component: nucleus; DBIRD complex. Gene Ontology annotation, biological process: regulation of DNA-templated transcription elongation.
UGUGUGUGUGUGUUUAUGUGUGGUGUCUGUGUAUGUGUGUCUGUUUAUGUGUGUGGACUACUUUCUCCCUGCCGAAUCGAAUCUUUCCCAUCUGUGAGUUUCCUCAGUUGUCUCACUCACACCCUGUCUCGGGAUGGUCUCCUAUUUAGCAGCCUGUGCUGCUCCGCCCGCUCCCAGGAAGGAAACUCCCCAAGUCCUUCCACCGUCUCCUUCCUCCCGGGCCGAGCGUCCGAGCAGCCAAAGGUCGCCGGGAUUUGCUCAGACCGAGCCGGAGGGAGGCAGCCCCUGCGGGGCCCCGUCGCUCUUGCCGGGCUCACACCCGGCCGGCCCCCCGGAUCCCUGAGCUCACCCACGGCCGCCCGUCCUCCGCGGUCCCUUCUCACCCUCCGUCCGCCGGGAUCCCCGGGGUCAGCGCCGGGGAGGCCCGACCUCCGACUCGCGUCCCGCCCCCCGCGCCUGGCCCGCUCCCCGGCCCGCGCCGGCCAAUCGGAGGCCGGGCUGCGGCGACUGGCAGCGCCCGCCGGCCCGCCCCCAGCCUCGCUGUGGCCUGCGGCUUCCCGGCCGGUAGCGCCGCUCUCGUUCGCUCGCUCGCGCGGGCCGCUCGCCUGGAGUCGUCGGGUCUGGUCGGGUCGCGGGCGCCUGCGGCGGGCCCCACAGCUCCGCGCCGAGCCGAGCCACACCGUCCGCCCCGCGGCGGCCACCAUGGACUUCGAGGACGAUUACAUACACUCUGCUUCCAGGAAUAGUUACCAGGGCUUUAAUGGAAUGGAUCGUGAUUAUGGCCCUGGAUCUUACGGAGGGCUGGAUCGUGACUAUGGCCAUGGAUCCUAUGGGGGUCAAAGAUCCAUGGACUCCUACCUAAGCCAGUCCUAUGGCAUGGACAAUCACAGUGGUGGUGGUGGGGGUAGCAGGUUUGGACCUUAUGAGUCUUACGACUCCAGGUCUUCUCUGGGUGGGCGAGAUCUGUACAGAUCUGGCUAUGGUUUUAAUGAACCCGAACAAAGCCGCUUCGGAGGUAGUUAUGGUGGUCGAUUUGAGAGCUCCUACCGGAAUAGCCUUGACUCUUUCGGAGGUAGAAACCAGGGCGGGUCUAGCUGGGAAGAACCUUACUCCCGUUCAAAAUUGAGGCCGGGGUUUGUGGAGGACAGAGGAAGAGAGAAUUACUCUUCCUACAGCAGCUUUUCUUCACCCCACAUGAAGCCUGCACCUGUAGGCUCUCGGGGGAGAGGAACGCCUGCUUACCCUGAAAGUGCGUUUGGAAGCAGAAGCUAUGAUGCUUUUGGAGGACCAUCAACAGGCAGAGGCCGAGGCCGAGGACAUAUGGGUGAUUUUGGAAGCAUUCAUAGACCUGGAAUUAUUGUUGACUAUCAAAACAAAUCCACCAGUGUGCCGAUUGCUACUACAAGAGGAAUAAAACGAAAAAUGAUGCAAAUAUUUAAUAAGCCCGGGGGAGCCUUUAUCAAGAAACCUAAGCUAGCGAAGCCUCUGGAGAAGACGGGCCUCAGCAAAUCACCUGCAAAAACCGACCCUAAAAAUGAGGAAGAAGAGAAGCGGCGAAUCGAGGCUCGGCGAGAGAAGCAAAGACGCAGGCGAGAGAAAAACAGCGAGAAAUACGGAGAUGGAUACAGAAUGGCAUUCACAUGUUCAUUUUGUAAGUUUCGAACCUUUGAAGAGAAAGACAUUGAACUGCAUCUGGAAAGCCCUUCACACCAGGAAACGUUAGAUCACAUUCAGAAGCAAACCAAAUUUGACAAAGUAGUUAUGGAGUUUUUACAUGAAUGUAUGGUGAAUAAGUUUAAAAAAGCAUCUAUUCGUAAGCAACAGACACUUAAUCACCCAGAAGCUUACAAAAUAAUUGAAAAAGAUGUUAUGGAAGGCAUCACCGCAGACGACCACAUGAUGAAAGUGGAGACUGUUCACUGUAGCGCUUGCAGCGUGUACAUCCCGGCCUUUCACAGCUCCGUGCAGCAGCACCUAAAGUCUCCCGACCACGUCAAAGGGAAGCAGGCUUAUAAGGAACAGAUAAAAAGAGAGAGUGUGCUGACGGCAACAAGCAUCUUAAAUAAUCCAAUCGUGAAGGCCAGGUACGAGCGCUUCGUUAAGGGCGAGAAUCCUUUUGAAAUUCAAGAUCGUCCCCAGGAUCAGCAGAUAGAAGGAGAUGAAGAGGACGAAGACAAGAUCGAUGAACCCGUUGAAGAGGAGGAGGAGGAGGAUGACGAUGACGGAGAGGAGGCAGAGGAGGAGGAUGAAGUAGAGGAAGGAGGGGAGACAGAGGAGGUGGAAGGGGAGGAGGAAGGGGAGGGAGCCGGAGUGGAGGAGGGAGAAGGAGACAUAGAGGGAGGGGAGGGAAUGCCGGAAUCAGGGGAGGAUGAGGACAGGGAAGAGGAAGCAGAGGAGGAGGAGGAGGGGAAGGAGGAGUCUGCUGGCUGUCCUGCUGAGCAGUGUGAGCAGUCGGGUUAGUGUUGAGCUUGAGUGGAGGAGCCAAGCCUUACCCUCUGUCCUACUGUAGAAAAGGGAAGACGUUUAGUAGCUUAUGAUAAUGAAUUGAUACCAUGUUGCAUGCAUUCCACAUAGAAAAUUUGUUUUAUAUAAUUUCUAAAUGUUUGCACUUGUUUAAUAAAAUGAAGUUCAGAUGAUUUCAGUUUAGUUUUUAUAGAUACCAAACUUAGAUAUGAUAAAUUGUUUGUAUGAUUUUUAAGCUUAGUUUUUAUUACUUAUUGGUGUUGAGGACACAGAUAUGUAUUGUUCCUCUAUCUGUUGUGAUCAUUUGAACUUAAAUGCUGCUCUCGGAGGGAACCUUUAAGUGUGCAUUCAGUUUUUGAAUACUUACUCUAAGAAGAGAAGGAUGGGGCAAGUAUUUUGUCCAGAUUGUGGGUUUUUGAUUUGUUUUUUUUUUAACAUUGAAUAGCAGUUAGCUUAAGAUGGCUUAACAACUUUUGUGUACAGUUACCUUUGUAGCAAUAAAAUGUUUUCUUUCUUUUUUAAAAACUUUCUCCUUUGAUGGCAAGUUAAACAUUUCAUCAAUUAAAUGAGUAUUUAAAAAUCAGUAUCUGCCUUAAUGUAUGAGUUUAGCUCACAAGUAUUUCAAGUGAUUGAGAAGACUUGAAUUAAAACAUUUUUCCUCAAUCAUAUUUUUAAAAAGUGUGACUACUGUAUAUUUUCUAAGAUAUUUCAGAGGUCGCUCUGUAACUGAUCUUGUUUAUACUAGCUUUAGUUUGUUCUUUUCUCUGUGCCUAUGUCAAACCUUGGAAUCUGAAAAUACAAUUUAAUACAGAUAA